Sardina pilchardus (European sardine) is the source of this 756-nucleotide messenger RNA. It is a transcript of the gene cmtm8a, whose product is annotated as CKLF-like MARVEL transmembrane domain containing 8a. Gene Ontology annotation, molecular function: structural constituent of myelin sheath. Lineage: Eukaryota; Metazoa; Chordata; Actinopteri; Clupeiformes; Clupeidae. The transcript has 4 exons. Gene Ontology annotation, biological process: myelination. Bases 222 to 746 code for a protein of 174 amino acids. Gene Ontology annotation, cellular component: membrane. The record is from RefSeq and is a predicted model, not a curated record.
UGGAGGGGGACUGAUGCGCGUCUGAAUUAUACUUCAGAAUGUUUUUCUUCUUUAUUCGAAGUGGCGUUGUCAGGCAAACACGAUGGUGGCGUGUUUCUUCAGUGUAAUUUGUCGCGUUAUUCUCAGAGGAAGUUCUGACUGUUUCUGACAAGUUUGGAAUAUAUUGUCCUGUCGUAACGGUAGCCAGGUUGUUCCAAACGGGAAUCGAGAGCUGUUCCGAAAUGGAGGAGAGUGGGGGCUCCCGAGCCGUGAUCAACACGAGCAGCAACCCCUACCUGGAGUUCGACCAUUUAUCCACCGUGUCCAGCAUCCCUUGCGAUAAACAGUUCAUCAAGAGCGCGGCAGGACUGCUGGCUUGUGCGGAGGUGGUGCUUGGUCUGCUGGUGUGUGGACUGAUCGCCGGUACGGACUACUUCCGCAUGUCCCCGUUCGGCUGGGUGAUGUUCGUGGCCGUCUUCUACUGGGUGCUCACACUCUUCCUCCUCAUCCUCUUCCUCACGCAGGCCCACUCCAGAAUCCCACAGGUGUCCUGGACCACAGUGGUGCUGAUCUUCAACACCAGCGCCACGUUACUCUACCUCGUGGCAGCGGUUGUCGAGGCAACGCUAGUGGGCCACGGGGUCAGAGGGCACCACAACUACAACAGCUGGGCUGCGUCCACGUUCUUCGCCUUCCUGGUGUCUCUGUGCUACGCUGGCAGUGCCUUCAUCGGCUUCAAGGCCUGGAGAGACAGAGGAGAGGAGUGAUGGGGGGGGG